AUGCCACCUAUCCCCGUGGUAGAGCUGCCUUCAACCUUGGACGAUGUGGAUGCAGAUCUGGUAGAACUCAAUUCCCAGGUCCCAAUUCCCAGCCAACCAUUCAUCAUCACCCCACGAGAUCACUAUGGUCUCUAUCGCCGAUAUGUGCAUUCCCCACCAUCAUUCAGCCCUGAUAAUCUUACAUCUGUGGCACAUUUUGCUGAUUCACCGACAUUCAUCAAGAGUCAAGACGACCUUAGGGCUCGACCUUGGUGGUCAGGAUUCGGCGGAUCCAUACAGUCUGCUCAGACCCAUUACUUCACUCCAUUCCUCAAUGCAACGACAUUUCGUCUUAUGCAUUGGUUUUACAGCGGCUCCGUUACAAAAUCUUUGCUUGAGUUGGAUCGCCUUGUACAGGAAGUCCUUCUGGCAGAGGACUUCGACCAAGCCCAUCUGAAAGAGUUUCGUGCCUUGAAGGAAAAUCAUCGCCUGGACAGCUAUCAGGACGCCUCUGAAGACAUUCAUUCAUCAUUUUCUGCUUCAGAUGGCUGGAUGGAAACCAGUGUGAAGAUCCAUAUUCCAGCCGAUGGAGUCCAACAUGCAUCUGAGGACACAGCUCCAGAGUUCGAUAUUCCUGGCCUAUUCUAUCGACGGCCUCUCGAAGUCAUUAAAGCGGCAUUUCGUGAAUCAGCUGCCGAACAGUUCCAUCUCACCCCAUUCGAAACAUUUUAUCAGCCCUCUGAUGAUGUCCCUGCAGAAAAGACCUACGGAGAAGUCUAUAGUUCACCUGCAAUGCUCGAUGAACACGAGAAAAUCUGUUCACAACCCCGAGAGGGCAACUGCACCCUUGAGACUGUAGUUGCAGCGGUGAUGCUCUGGUCCGACUCAACUCAUCUAGCAAGCUUUGGAACCGCUUCCCUGUGGCCUAUUUAUAUGUUCCUGGGGAAUCAAUCAAAGUAUGCGCGAGCUAAGCCAACAGCAUUCGCAGCCCACCAUCUAGCUUAUAUUCCCAAGGCAUGUGCUCAAUCCUUACUUUAA
Suillus clintonianus is the source of this 1017-nucleotide messenger RNA. RefSeq lists its product as uncharacterized. NCBI's taxonomy places the organism in Eukaryota, Fungi, Basidiomycota, Agaricomycetes, Boletales, Suillaceae. The transcript has a single exon. Bases 1 to 1017 code for a protein of 338 amino acids. The record is from RefSeq and is a predicted model, not a curated record.